Molecule: messenger RNA, 1972 nt
Organism: Spodoptera litura
Lineage: Eukaryota; Metazoa; Arthropoda; Insecta; Lepidoptera; Noctuidae
Source: RefSeq, a predicted model, not a curated record
UUAUAAAAAGUAUAUUUUAAAUAUGAAGAAAACUGAUGUUUUUCGUACAUUAGAGAAAGGUGAACGUGUAACUAGCGUAUAUGCACAAACUUACUUGAAUGAUGAUUAUUGUGAAUUCAAGAAGCCAACUGAGAAAUCUGACCGGGUCUCGGAACCUGAAAAACCGGGCGCGGAAGAUGAGUGGAUCUCUCCUAGUGACUUAUUAAUUGGUAUUGUAGAUUUAAAACCCCCUUUUACCUCAAAAAUAACAAGAGGCAUUACUCACCAAGGCAUUCUAGAUAUAGGCAAUGAUGUAUUAGAAAGAGAACGUGUCAGAUUUUUAAAUUAUAUGAGUAACGUCAUCAGCGAAAAUGAUGCUGCAUGGAAUUAUAUAUUGGAACAUGAAAAAUCUUCUGUAGCAAAAAAAGUAAAAGCUAUCUAUCAUGAUAUUUUAAUGGACAAAAGUAAAACUUUAUUGAAAGAAAUAAAUAUAUUUUAUGAACAAAGUUUACAAGAACUUGAAGAUCACCUAAGGUCUGAAGUGCAAAACGUAUUGGUAACUGCACAUGCUAAUAUUAUCAGUGAUCUCAAUUUUGAAAUAAGAGAUAAACUGAAGAAAGAAAGACUCAUUUUAGAAGAUGUUCUACAGAAAAGGUUUGAUAGUGAAAUAGAAAAAAUAACUCACUAUUAUAAAUUACUUCUAGAUAAUGAAAUUUACAGAAAUCAAAAACUAGUCAAUCAAGCAAUAUUCGAAAGAAAUGAUGCCCUUAAAGCUUUCUAUAAGCAGAUAGAAGCACAAAACAUUACGAGUACUAUGUAUGUUAUGUGCACGGAACGAAAGAAAUGUAAGAUACGAAAGUUUCUUCUAGAGAAUAUUCAUAGUACUGAAAUUGCUGAAAAACUACAAAAAAUUAAAGAACGUCAGGAAAUUAUUGAUUCUUUCAAAUCAAAGGAAAAGCAAAUAUCUGACAUUAAUAAGGAAUGGGAAAUCAAAAUAAAAAAGAUACUGAAACUGUUUUUAAAGUUCGUCAGUUUUAGUUUGAAACUGCUACCUGAACAAACAACAUUUUUGCUUGAUUUGGAGAAAAUGGUUGUCUUACAAUUGAAUGAAAUGCAAAAAGCGCCUAUGAAAAAUACUUCCAUCUUAAUUGAUGAUAACGAUGAAGAGAAUAUUUUAGAAUUUGAAAAGCCUAAAGAGGAAGAUAUCGUUUGCGAUAAAGAACCAUUUGUAAUUGAAGGUGAUUUAAAUGAUCCAGUUCCACCACAAUAUGGUAGUAGAGAAACCUUAGCAUCAGAUGUAGAACUUCCUUAUAUAAGACUUCAGAGGAAGUUUAUAUAUGCCAAGUGUGGUAAAAUGGAUGAAGUAAGGGCAUUUCUAGAGUCACAGAGAUGUAAGUGCCGGGACCCACCUCCUGAAGUUCCCGAACCGGAACUUGAAGAAGAAACUGAAGCUGCUAAGGUCGCUGAUGUAGUGGAGGAAGUUCAAAGUGAGGCUUCAUCAUAUGAACCUUUACUAUUGGAUGAUAUUGAAAUACUUAAACACUGUCCUGUAAGAAAAUGCCAAGACUGGGUCAAAAGAUAUAGUUUUCCGUGGUUGGUUUCCUAUUUGGAUUUUAGUGAAGAAAAUUAUGAGAGGGUUAAAACAAUACUGGGUAAAUUACCUGACCAAGAUCCCAUUCCAGAACUUAUAGAUCCCACAGACAUAAUUAAUCAAGAGCUCCCAUUCGGCCCUACUAAAGAACCGUUUCAUAACGUUGGUACACAAUACUCCAGCCAAGACGACGUUUCUAUUAAUUUUACAUGUCCUUGUAUGGGUGGUAACAAUAUGAAAAUCAAGGAUUCUGAACCCAAAAUCAAGAUGUCCGAAAGUAGGGAAAUUAAAAAUAUAGUUCUGCAACGGCAACAAUCAUUCGAACGAGUACUAAAUGAACACCCUAAACUGCUGAAACUUUUCACGGAUGAAAGUUAUGAUUUUGUUUAUACAAUUAAAUAG